GGUAGAACUCUGCUUUUCGAAAUAAAAUUACGGCGUCGACGGCGACUCACUGACAAGUGUUGGCGACUCGUCCGCAAACACAAACAAAAUAUGAUUUUAGGAUUAUACAUACAUUAUGUAUGUGAAUGUAGCAGUGUUGUGUUACUCUCUUCGAACAACAACGACUGGAAACAAACACCCUCGUCAUCCGUUUUAUUUGACUAAAAUCGCAACAGGAACCUGCGGUGUUCCUGCGUGCCGACUUUCCGCUGGUGACGAGCCUAGCAAGGGGAGAGGAGCGAGCGAAGAAGGCACAGCACGUUUGAUGAAGUAAAGUCAAGUUUAAGGCUGGUUGCUAAAGCGGCAACUCGGACGAAAGCGAGCAAGCAGAUAUCACCAGCAACUUGGAACCAUUCAUUCUCUCCCCUAGCGGUCUGUGUGAAAAAAACAUCUCCCCGGCCCUCAAGUCCCAUCAUAUCAUCCAGUGCCUCUUGAUUCAUCUUCAUCACUGCAAAAAAGAAAGAAAAAAAACAAUCAAGACCAGCAUAUACGGAUUUAUUGAUUUGAAGCUACACACUCUACCUGACACCAUCAUGGCCUCCAUCACCAAGUCGUCUGAGCCGGAGAUCGCGGACAACCACAGAGACACCUGGCUGGCACUACUUUCCGCGGCGGAAGCUUACUGCCAAAAGUCCGGCUGCGACCUGGCCAUCCUCACAGCGUGCAAGAAGUUCCGGCCCUCGGUUCCAGAAGGGGACGGGAAGAAGAAGAAGUGGGAGAGCGGCGGCGGCUUCCCGAGGGAGUGCGAGUUCUCCUACAGCAUUUGGGGCCAAAGCUUCCUGGCGGAGUCGGCGCGCCGCUACAUCGACGACAUCGGAGUCCUGCACUCCGCCACCUUGCUCACCGCGCAGAAGCACAUGCGCCAGGCGGCUGGGCAGGAGGGCGCCAAGCUGGUGGCUGACCCCGGACCCAGGGGGAACGUGACAGGCGACUGCUUGGUGGGCGGAGUCAGCCCCAGCAGCAGACUCUACUCUCAGAGCUACCCGUCCAUCUACAGCUCGCCAGACGCUCCCAGCCAGGGCAACAACGGCGAGCGUGAGCGGGAGAAGAGCGCCGUGGAGACCGCCAGGCAGGGGAGACAGCUGGCUGGCAUCGUGGACCUGGAGGAGGAGUGUGAGGACGAUGAAGAGGACGACGAGGAGGACGACGAGGAGGAGGACAUGGACGAGAAGCGACCGUACGGGAACGAAAGUGCAGGCGUCUUCUCCAUGGACGAGGACUCGCUGUCUCGUGACUGUGAACCCUUCUUCGAGUCGGACGGCGAGGAGGAGAGCACCGACGGUUCGUUGAGCGAGGAAGCUCCGCCCCCUUCGCGCUGCAUGGCCAUGGGUCACGCCAUGCACUCGUCCCGGCACGCCCAGGCCAUGGCGAUGGCCCGCUCGCUGCCCGUCUCAGUGCCGGUCUGGGGCUGUAGGGGAGGGCGAGCGGCGCCGGGAGAAGGUAACAGUGGAGAACGGGUGGGCUGCGCUGACCUGGAGCACAUCGCCGCUAGCAUGAAGGCUCUUCUGGCCCCGGGCGCCAACGACGGGACGGAGAUGUUCGGGGCGCUGCCUCGGCCCCGCGUCAACACGGGCGACUUCUCCCUCAAGCACUGAGGCCCGACGGCAGGAAGGAAGCAGCGAGGGGGGGAAAGGGAUUCGGAGCGAAAUCAGACGUGAGACGCGUACGCUACAAAACCCUCCAUCCAUCUCUCGCUAGCAAACGUCACACACUUCAAGGAGUAACGCAACACUAAAAAAAAACAAACAAAACAAAAAACCGUUGACAAACACGGCCCUUGCACAUUUCACUGCACGGACAGUACUACGCAGCAAACAUUGGGAAGCACGGCGCCCUGCAGGACAGUGCACGGAAGGAACGUAAACGUCAUCCAGGAAUACUUCUUGUGCUCCAUGCUAAUGCGCUAACACACAACACUAACAAACAACACUCCCAGACAACACUUUAUUAAAGACACUUUUACACAACACUAUGAAUAUAUAACACUAACCUAAAACUCACGUGCAAUUUGUUUUUUUGGGACACUUUAAAAUUUUUAAUCAUUUAAUUCAUUUUUUUGACUUUCAAAUUCAGGAUUUUAUUUUAUAGUCGGAUUUCUUACCAAAUUAUAGUUGUAAAAUAAAUACUUUAUCAUUAUCACACAAAAAAGA
This is a messenger RNA of Nerophis lumbriciformis (worm pipefish), 2189 nucleotides long. RefSeq names its product AKT1 substrate 1 (proline-rich) (gene akt1s1). Lineage: Eukaryota; Metazoa; Chordata; Actinopteri; Syngnathiformes; Syngnathidae. Gene Ontology annotation, cellular component: cytoplasm. The record is from RefSeq and is a predicted model, not a curated record. Gene Ontology annotation, biological process: neurotrophin TRK receptor signaling pathway; negative regulation of TOR signaling; negative regulation of protein kinase activity.